Molecule: messenger RNA, 1601 nt
Organism: Dendroctonus ponderosae (mountain pine beetle)
Lineage: Eukaryota; Metazoa; Arthropoda; Insecta; Coleoptera; Curculionidae
Product: transcription factor HES-4-B
Exons: 2
Coding region: 320-1072 (250 amino acids)
Biological process (GO): anterior/posterior pattern specification; regulation of neurogenesis; regulation of transcription by RNA polymerase II
Cellular component (GO): nucleus
Molecular function (GO): DNA-binding transcription factor activity, RNA polymerase II-specific; protein dimerization activity; RNA polymerase II cis-regulatory region sequence-specific DNA binding
Source: RefSeq, a predicted model, not a curated record
GCUGCCGAAAGGACGAAACUCGCGACGCCAGAUAAAUUACGCGUCGCGCGGAUCUAUCGUUACAUUCGGCUCGAAUCUUUUCCCCAGCUAACUGUUCGGAAAUUGCGCCUUUUUUCCGGCUCAGUUGCAUUCUGGAUAGUCGUUCCAGAUACUGGACGCAAAUCGAAGUUGGAAAAGUUAGUUGAUCUGGAGUUCGACAAAGUUUUUCGGUGCGGCUAAAAACGCCCCAGCUUUGGUAGAAACUUGGGAAUAUUUUUCAAACAUUACGGACAUAGUAACUGCUAAGGACGACAGUUCUGCUGACGUCCAUGACCCAAUAAUGACAGCGAAAGCCAAACGGCUCGCAGGUGCUGAACCAAUCCGAAGAGCCAACAAACCAUUGAUGGAGAAACGACGCAGAGCCAGAAUCAACCAGAGCUUGGCAGCCCUAAAAACAUUAAUUUUGGAUUCGGCGAAAGCCGACAAUACGAAGCAUUCGAAGUUGGAAAAGGCCGAUAUUCUCGAGCUGACCGUUCGCCAUUUCCAGAGGCACCGAAGUCUGGAUGUGAAGGGUAUUAAUCAGUACAAAGCGGGAUACGCCGAUUGUGUUCGGGAGGUGCAGAGGUAUUUGGAAACUCCCGAUGCCCAAACCAUGACUGUAAUUGAGUCGGGAGUUAGGCAACGAUUGCUGAGACAUUUGGAUAAUUGCGUUUCCGAAGUGGAUGUCGAUUUGAAGCAGGCGAUCACACUCGCUCCUCCUGUGGAAGAGCGGCUGCAACAUCCAGACUCAUCUACUUUAGAGGAGGUGAACAACAACACCAAUAGCCAACCCCCAAAGGUGGAAGUGAAAGCAGAAGACCCGAAAACUAUCAAGAAUUACGAUGGAAAUUUCGUGCUACUUCUUCCGGAGCAUUAUGUACAGCUGGCUAAUGCACUUGGCGUCAAUCUCAGACAAACCGGUGAUGGAUCUACAAGUCCGGGUCCUUCAGGGGAAAAAAGUGCUGCCAGUGAAGAAGUGAAGGUGAAAGUUGAGAAGCCUCUGGAUUACAGCAAGUCGAAUGAACAAGUUGAAAGCAUGUGGAGGCCGUGGUAAACACAGUUGCUCUCGAGAACUUUAUCGUCAUACCCAUAGCUGAUUUUGAUGUUCAAACAAAACCCCUAGUCAUAUUCAUGUAGUAGUCGGAGAUAUUAUGCCUUGGUUGUGAAACAAUUUCGGGAAAUGACUUCAAUUCAUGAAUUCAUCACUUAUAUAAUUCAGUUCGCGUAGCUUAUCAUAAAUGGAAGAGCGAAAUAUUUGUUCAGUUUUCAGUGCAAUAUUGAGUUUUUCAGUAGUGGUAGGUACAUAGUAUGUGAUAACCUAUAAUUAGUAUUCUGUUAAGUUUAUUUAAUUUUUUUCUACUUUAAUAUACCUAUAGACCACCGAUUGAUAAUCAUUUAGUUCUUCCGCAUCAUACAAGGCACACAAUUUGUAAAUAUAUACAUACAUAUAAAGCUAUUGUAAAUACAUUUCAAUAGAGAAGUUAUAUAACUGUAAAUGAUCUAAAUUGAUGUCGCCACAUUAAAUGGGAUUUGUUAGAGAGUUUUAUUGUUGAUUUUUAAAUAGACUUCAAUAUUAGUAGACA